AUGGAAGUAUACAGUGGAAUCACGGUGACGGGUACAUCCGAGUACACGGGCACCGACAACUACACGUAUGCGACCCUGGUGGGGGAGAUGGGGGCGGGUGAGGGCACCCUACUGGACAAACCCGGCCCGGACUGUUGCACCCACCAGGUGGAUUGCUACCAGGUGGUCGGCCACACGCUGCUGGUCAGACUGGAAAAGCAGAGGGACUGGGUGGAAGACAACUGGUUCUGCUGGAACCUCCAACUGGAGAGCAAGUUCACAUUCCCCGGAGGAGAUGUCACGGUGGAGAUACGAGAAGGAGCGCACACCGAGAGCGACGUCAGAUUAUUUUGUUCCCAGCUCCACUUGCCUUUCUUCACCUUUUCAACCAAGCCACAAAACGACGACUCCUCGGCUCUACUGCGAGCCCACAGAAAGAAAGAUCUCGAGGACAGACAGAAGACGUGCAGAUGGCUGACUCGGGCUCGAGGCAUAACGCGAUGCGUCGACGCGCAAACGGAAGGGGAUUUACAGCAAGAUGCCCGCUUUGCCAACGAGAAGAGGCGUGACUGAGUCGUCUCUACAAUUCACGUGAGCGGUCAAGAGUUGUCACUGAAGAAACCUGCCAUCGGUUUUAGGAAAACCUGGCACGACCUGGAAGAUUUCCAACGGAUCUUCUGGAAGUUGCGAAGCCUCAUCUCUAAGUACCGCAUGGCGUACGGGAAGGAAGACUGCUUCUUCGGUUACCACCUGUUGAACGGCUCCAACCCGAGAAUGAUCAGAAUGUGGAAGAGGGGAAUAUCUAUUUUUUUCGAUUAUGCCAUCAUGGAUGGGAUUCCUCGCAACACAAUUAAGGGUCAACCGCAAUACGUUGCGGCGCCCCUUUGCCCCCUCCACCAACAUCCAGACCAAGGGCUCGUGCCUAUUGCCGUUCGGCUGGGGCAGACCCCUGGUUUGGACACGCCCAUUUUCCUGCCCAAAGACCAGGCUCCUGCCUGGCUGCUGGCAAAUAUGUGGGCGCGUCACUCGGAGGUCCAGGUUCUCUCCCACCUGCUCAGGACUCACCUGGUGGUGGAGGUGUUCUGUGCCACACGAAGACAGCUCCCAGCUGCACAUCCUGUUUAUCGAAUUAGACAUUGAAUGAAACAGCAUUUGGGUUAACUGAGAAGAUUUAUUGGUAAUUUGCUCUUUUCUAUUGGUGGCCCCCGCUACACACUGGAGACCAACUGUAGGGGGCGGCGCACGCAGCUCAUCGUCUUUAAACAGGUCGUCUGUACAGGCGGUGAUGGUCUGCUCGUGGCGGUUCAGAAAGAGUACAAAGUUCUCACCUACCGCUCGCUCCGGCGUUACCUAGAUUUCGCUGAUCGAGGAGUCUCUCAGUUGCCAAACUAUUUCUACCAAGAAUACGGUCCGAUGCUGUGGGAUGCCACGCACACCGCGCUCGCGCUCGCUACGCUACGAUAA
Messenger RNA from Phycodurus eques (leafy seadragon), 1443 nucleotides. It is a transcript of the gene alox12, whose product is annotated as arachidonate 12-lipoxygenase. The record is from RefSeq and is a predicted model, not a curated record. Gene Ontology annotation, biological process: lipid oxidation; linoleic acid metabolic process. NCBI's taxonomy places the organism in Eukaryota, Metazoa, Chordata, Actinopteri, Syngnathiformes, Syngnathidae. Gene Ontology annotation, molecular function: arachidonate 15-lipoxygenase activity; iron ion binding; arachidonate 12(S)-lipoxygenase activity.